AUGAGCAAAGAUUUAGUAGUAAAAACAAAUCGUUUGAACCAAGCAUUCCAAGUUCUUACAUUGGCAGAAUUACAUAUCGUUCAACUUGCCAUAGUUGAUGCAAGAGAAACGGGAACAGGGUUCAAUUCAGAUACUCCAUUACGCCUUGAUGCUCUGCGUUAUGCCGAAGCUUUUGGCACAACUCGUCAAAAUGCUUACCAACGUAUGAAAGAAGCUGAAGAUUCUUUAUUUAAUCGAAGAUUUAGCUUCUAUGAUGAGGAUGGAAAACUCGUCAAAAGUCGUUGGAUACAACAGGUAAAAUAUCUCGAUGAUCAAGGGGCUAUAGAAUUAGUUUUUACUACGGCUGUAGUUCAAGGAAUUAGCAGAAUUGAUGGAGUAAAAGAGUUUUUCACUCAAUACUUACUUAGCCAGACAGCACACUUAACAAGCGUAUAUUCAGCAAGACUUUAUGAACUCAUAAUUCAGUGGAAAACCACAGGGAAAACACCUGUUUUUGAAUUAAAUAAUUUUAGAGACCAACUAGGUAUUGGUGUUAAUGAAUAUCAACGUAUGCACCACUUUAAAGCCCGUGUUCUAGAGCUUGCCGUUGAUGAGAUCAGUUCAAAAACAGACAUCACUGUAGAUUAUGAGCAACACAAAAAAGGGCGAGUGAUUACAGGAUUUUCAUUCAAGUUUAAGCAGAAGAAGAAAACAGAGGCGGAAACGCCUAAAAAGGGCGAUUCUAGCCCACGUAUCGAAAAACCUAGUCAAAUCCCUGUGAACAUCGUAAAACAGCCUGAAAACGCUCAAAAAGACGGUUUAGGGCAUAGGGCGAGCAAGAUUACAGGGUUAAUCAUGUCGAAUGGCUUAGCAGAUCGGUUUAAACGUAGUGAUGAGUCAGUCAUGGAUAUGAUGAAACGCAUCAAAGAAGAAAUUACAACUGAUGCAACAGCCGACCAAUGGCAAUCAAAAUUAGAAGAAUUUGGCGUUGUUUUUUAG
Ananas comosus (pineapple) is the source of this 978-nucleotide messenger RNA. Its product is annotated as replication protein-like. The transcript has a single exon. The record is from RefSeq and is a predicted model, not a curated record. Gene Ontology annotation, biological process: DNA replication initiation. The coding region runs from base 1 to 978 and encodes 325 amino acids. NCBI's taxonomy places the organism in Eukaryota, Viridiplantae, Streptophyta, Magnoliopsida, Poales, Bromeliaceae. Gene Ontology annotation, molecular function: DNA-directed DNA polymerase activity.